Molecule: messenger RNA, 6635 nt
Organism: Pungitius pungitius (ninespine stickleback)
Lineage: Eukaryota; Metazoa; Chordata; Actinopteri; Perciformes; Gasterosteidae
Gene: nufip2
Product: nuclear FMR1 interacting protein 2
Exons: 4
Coding region: 250-2181 (643 amino acids)
Cellular component (GO): nucleoplasm; cytoplasmic stress granule
Molecular function (GO): RNA binding
Source: RefSeq, a predicted model, not a curated record
UUUAAAUCACUUGUCCGUAGUUUGUUUGACAUGUAAAAUAUCUGCCUAAAUUUAAAAGUCGUGCAAAAAUGAAUCAUGCGUAACUGUAUACAUAGUAGACACGGAAUUUGACAACCCCAAAUAGUGCCAUUUUUAGACGUAUACUGCUGACGUUUACAGAGGCUUCAAAUAGCUUCCGUUCUACGCUGGUAGUGAUUGGACCCCGUGAGCUAACAUAUUGGUUAAACUAGUCCGACAUUCUACACCUCAAUGGAGGAACAGCCCAGAGAUCGGGCACAAGAAAGGCAAUAUCACCACCACGGAGGGGACAGACACACUAUUCAACAUACAACUUGUCUAAAACAUGAUCAGAGCCACUUCCAGCGCCAGCACCAGGAAACGCAGACGAAGAAAACAGGUUGGGCCAUCCGGAAAAGCAUUAAAAAAGUAAACAUCCGUCAGGAGGAGUGGGAGAAUAAUCUGCAUCUCUCUGACACUGUUGGUAUGUCACAUGCCCCCAACAGCCAUUGUAACCGACACACAAGUCAUGCAAAUGUGAAGCAGAAAUCAACGCAAAAGCUUUACACAACUGUUCCAAAAGUGAGCAGCAAAGGAUUGGACCUUAAGAAGAAUAUGGACCUUAAAAUUGACAAGGAAAAGGUUCUGGAGUUGAAUCAUCAUGAGGGCCAUUCAAUGAAUAAGAACGACCCUGUGUUGCUUCAAAAUGGCGUUGUAAAUUGUGGCUUGAUUACAAAUGGCUACUACAGCAAGGACAAUGAUGGCAGCGGCUCCGAAGGUGGAUAUACUACUCCGAAAAAGCGCAAGGCCAGAUGUAACAACGCAAAGAACACUGAUAAUGCUCUAAGAGACGAGGAGAAAGACAUGCAGCAGGGCAGCAGUACUCAAGAACAUGGGGCUUUUAAUCUUGAGACGACUGAGAAGGGAAUGACUUCUAGACUUGAUGGCUUUAGAGCCGGCCAUAAAGCAGAAGCUCAGUCAGCAGCUAGACGGGCUGUUGUGUCAGAGGCUUCAUUGGGUGAGGCUCAGAGGAAGAACUCUGAUGGCAAAAUAGUUGGCAACUUUGGUAAAAAGACUGAGGAAAGGCAUAAAGCCAAGCUUUCCUCACCUUCAAAAGAGGACUCGUGGACUUUGUUCAAGCCCCCGCCAGUAUUUCCUGUGGACAAUAGCAGUGCAAAAAUUGUUCCUAAGAUCAGUUAUGCAAGUAAAGUAAAAGAGAACCUCAACAAAGUAGCACAAGGUGGAGGAGAGGCACUGCCUCCUCCGGUCAGACUGUCACAGGUCCCUAUGUCUGCUAUGAAAACUAUCACCUCAGCUAGCUUUACUAAUGGCCCGGUUUCUGGAAACGGUAACGGCUGCCCUUCCGUGGGUACCUUCUUUGCUCCUGCUGCUAGUAGUAUCCCACCAGCCCCCUAUUUCCCAAGUGGCGAGAAUGUAGCAUGUCCUUUGGAAAGUAACUGUAGCUCUACAACCAGUCCUGUAGAUGGAGAACCAUACGAGCUUAGAAAAACGCUUUUAAUCUACCCUUUAAAUAUGCAACCUGUGCUCCCUAGUGCUCGGCAUCUUGACCCACCGGCUGCUCAGACAAAUCAGAACGCCUUGGGAGACAUCUUCCAGAAUCAAUGGGGGCUUUCUUUCAUAAAUGAGCCCAAUUUGGGGCCAGAAGGAUCAGGUGGCAAGGUGCCCGCAGAGGACAAGACAAGUGUGGUGCCACCUCAGAGCAAGUGUCAGACUGCUGCCCAGCCCUGCUUCGAUGUUGGCCCAUCAUUCUUUGAGCUUGGCACUUUAGCUCAAGACCCCAAGAGAAGGACUUGUGCCCCCUGCAGUGUGUCUGAGGCCUUUUCUCCUGCACGUGGGACGAGUGAGGAGGAGAACCAGCUGCAGCCAUGUGGCCAGGAAAAGACUCAAGUUGAGGCCAAGGGUGCAGGGUUUGCUGUGUUGCCUCCCAGUAAAGACAAUGGUGCUAAGCCUGCUCAGGGCCAGCUGACCACUGUGUUGUUUGGCUCAUCUAAGCACCUGACCCACUCUAAAGACAUUGGCAGAAGGUGUAGCUGGGCGUCCUUUGAUAUUAAAGCUGCUGUCACUUAUCACACUAAAGAAAUGGAAUUAAUUUUCAACUUGCAAAAACAAGAUCCAAAAAGAGUAGUGUCUUAUGAUGAGACCAAGGAUGGGCCUGAUCAGUGAGGUAGAUGGUCUACUGUUCUUACCCUCUUCUGUGAGCUGUGAUUUUCUUCCUUUGGAACCAUGAAUCCUGUCGGACAGAUAAAGGGACAACUGUGAAAGCAUUGAUAGUUUAGCAUGACAGAAUUUCCUUGGAAUCUCCAGUGAAAAAAACAGACUUCUUUGGGGACAUCAGACGAACAAGCAGACACACUGGAGGGACGCUAAAGGAGAUGAUCGGUGCCUCUCAAACAACACAAAUACCAACUUAUAGAGCUGUGAUAAUGGCUCUUUAAGGUUGAUGUUCGGGAGUUCAACAAAGGAAGGUGUCAUGGAUUGCACCACCCUAAGCCUUUUUUCUGUCGAACUGCGGCGCCUUUCAGUCUGACUAAGGGAGGCCUCAGUCAUUUUCUUCACGCAUUCAAAUGAGUUCAUCGUAGAUAUGUUAACCGUUAUACCUACACGUUUGAGGGCGAGCUUGAAUCAUAGGACGAAAGGAGAGCACAUUGCAGAGAAUGCCUCGAAGGCGUAGUUCAGUUGUUUGGAGUUAAACCGUUAAAUGGAAGCUCACAAGUGAGGCCCCAUCCAGGAGAGGGAGAGCCUCUUCUAAAGGCCUUUUCUUUUUUGGUAGGGUGACAUCAGAGCCCAGAGAAGAAAUGCUCGCCUUUUCUUUUAUAGUCGUUUUUUGUGCCCUGACAUGAGUGUUCUCUGCGCUGCAGUAUGACCACAGAGCACAGGUACAGAAGUGCCCAUUUUGAAGGAAAGCCACGCCCCUUCAUUUCAAUGUUUAUUACAGGUGUGCUAAAGAUUUUCAAAUCAGGUCUGUCAAAGGCCAAAUGUUUUUCAUCUUUAAGCUUUUCAUGCAGUUCAUUAGGAUGUAACUGAGUAUUCUUACAUUCAAAUUCAUAUAUAUAUAUAUAUAUAUAUAUAUAUAAAAAUAAAAACACACACAGUUUACCCCAAUCCCUCCUGCGGCCGAACUGUUUGCCUUUAGUUGAAGAAUUAAAGGACCCAGAGGCAUUUCUACCAAUAAGGUCUUCUGCAUUUUGUGCUAAUUCCUCAGCAGCAAGACUCAGGAUGUCCAUACAGAUUUUUAGCUUUUUUCUGUUUAAAAACUGUUCAAAUUUUAUUGUCAGAAACAUGUUGCGUUUUUAUAACAGAUUUUUUUUUUAAGAGAAAAAAAAUAUAUUUCUUUUGAGUCUUUUUUUUUUUUUUUUUUUUUUUUUGCAUGUUUACUGGUGGAAAUGAAUGAGUCAGAGCUCACUGUUGAUCUCCAUUCAAAGAUAACAGUAACACAUCAUUACUUGCAAUACUAAUCUAGGUUUCCCCGACUGGCCAAACUGUGUUGAAAUGUGAAGAUGAGUUGUACUAUUAUGUUUUUACCGUUUAAAAUUUGCAGACCAGUGUGCAAUAACACCAUGUGAUCCAUACAAUGUGUGAAAUGGGUUAUAUGGAGCUACAAAAUCAUCACCCAAGAUGCUGGUGGGGUUUAAAAAAAUGUUGCAUGCAUUUUCAGUUUGCACAAAAUCCAUUAGUAAAUUUUGCUAAUGACCUCACGUCUAAAGAUCUAAUUAAAUCUAGGGAGCCCACAUUUGUUAGCUGGCCAGCUGUGACAUCGCUUUCAUCACUGUCUCCAAAUCAGGAUUGGUUUAUUCAACAUAACAGAGGAACGGUCCAGAUAUCGUUCCUCUACAAGUUCUGAUUUGGUUAAUGUGUGGAUUAAUAGCACUUUAUGUAAACUAAUUGCUUUUAUCUUUUAGUUUUUAGAAAGAUCUAUAUGUAAUGACAAGAAAUACUCCUUGAAAGAAUGGCUCUGGGCUGUUAACUCUUCAGAAAGAAAAAAACAAGAUGAUAAAUUAAGAAUAUUCAAUGUAACUCAGGUAGUGUUGAUAAAGCCAUGACUAUGUAUGAUUUUUUUUUUCCUCCAAAUGGUCACCCUUCAUGUUCUCAAAUUAGACUUGGUGUCCUAAAUUGGAGUCCAAAACACCAAAUACUUUUGAAGAUAAUGGUCAUAGCAUGCAAGGUGCAAUUAUCGUCAUUUUGGGCUCUAAAAAUGUAAGUUUUCCUCUUUAUUUACUGCUUUUAAAAAAACAAAAUGGAAAAAAAAGCACAUUGCUCCACGCGCUGUUUUCUGUGUAUAAUAGACUGUAAUCGUGCAAUCUUUGGCUAAUUCUCCCUCUUAUGUAUAGAGUUAGGCACCCCCUUAAUUUGUUACUGCUAAACAGCAGCUUUUAUUUUUAAUCUGGUCGCUACAAUCUGGGUUUUAGUUUUUAAGUACAUUUCUCUCUGAGCGCUGCAGAGAGGGAAAGUUGGAACAGACGCCAGUCGUCUUGACUUUAACUUUCACGUUUUAUCUCGGUCAGCUCUCUGCUAUUUAAAACUGUUUGUUUUUUGGCUCUCAUUGUACGGAGCCAGAUGGCCGUGUGUACCAACAGAGGCUGAAAAAGAACAGUUGUGUUGCAUCUGGUGGAUGAGGAACGAGGGCGUUUCCAGAGAUUUUGGCCUUUAGUGUUUCCAUUUCCUUUUUAUUUUUAAAUCUGGAAUUAAGUUACACAAAACUCACAAUUCAAUUUCUUCUUGUUGCCCAUGAUCCAAACGCAAGUGACAUAAUCAGGUUACCAAUGGUAGACGCCGUAUAGUUCAGGCCGAAUGCAUCUAUAGGCUCUACAUGUAAAACAGGGUGAUCCCAAUGAGUGGUAUGUGAUGUUACUGUGGUCUUAAAACCUUUGUUUUUGAGAGGCUGUUCCUCCACAGGGAAAUCUGAUAAUCUCCCACCCCAAGUAUCCUUCUUUUUUUAAAGCACUUAAUUCAGAGGCUAUGUUCAAUAUGCAUUUAUAAAGAUAGAACUAUUAUUUUUAGCAUUGUAGCCUGCAAACCAAAAACAGGUUCUUGAAGCUGAGUAGAUGGUAAAUCAAUGAGGGAGGAGAGGGGUUGAGAACGUACAGGCUGACCACGUGGAGCUUAGACCUCCACCCCCCCCCCUCAGGGUGUGCAAUCACCUCAAGGAUGCAGCCUUCCAAGUAGUGAGUGACGAGUUCGGCCUCGUCGUUUUGUGGCUGUGUGCAUAGCGAGUUCUUCCAAUUAUAUGCAAGCUCCUCGUAUAUUUCAAAACCCCCUUGUUGUUUCAUGUACAGGUGCCUGUGUGAAAAAAAGAUCUUUUACAGCAAAUCUGAUUGUUUAAAAUCUGCUUCCAUCAUAUAUGUGCCAUUUUUUUUUUUUUUUGUAACAUUUGCAAUGUUUUCUUACAUCUAAUCUCAAUUUUGUCUAUUAAGCAACAUGGAUUCAGUGGAGGGCAAUGAAAAAUCUGUGUGUAGUAGGUUUUAGAAUUUGUCAUGGCUUGUGAUCCGAAUUUCGUAUCCUAAAGCCCAAAUCAGUGUGACUGGGAUUGAUGAUGACCGCUUGCUGGCGUAUACUCGGGCCAGUCCAUUGUCAAGUUAUUGUCUGAAGUAGCACAUUAAUUGAUUUGAACUGAUUUAACAAAUUAGUGCUUUAAUGUGUUUUUUAAAGGUUUUAUUUGAGUUAUAACCUAAUUUAUCCAUAGAUGCAGAAGUAGGAUGAGACUAAACGGAAUAAAUCAUACAGGAAAUCAAGCUGUCUCAUUGUUUUAGAUGAUCUAGUUACUGAUAAAGGCUAAUGUAGACCCUAUUCUUUUCGUUUUUUUUGUUUGUUAAUAAACUACUUUAACUAAUUUCUUCAAAUAGUUGUGAUGGGAGCAAACUGCAUUGAAACACACUGCAUCCAGGGGCCCCCCUCCCAGUAUAUUUUUUUGUAUUCGUAGUGAUGUUAAUCGUGUUAUGAGGGGGAGUGAGGUAUUAAUGUACGGUUCAACAACUGAAAUCUGCUUUCGCCAAAGGUACACUACUCAGACAUUCAGCAGGUGAAUGGCAAGCGCACAGACCGUCACCGGGGACGUUGAUGUCGUAACCAGCUACCCGACACCGUGCUGGGUCGUGAGGAGCAUUUAGUGAGGAAAAGGCACUACUGUAGCAGCUGAGUGUCACUUUGAGCGUGUGGUUAUAUGGUGCAAGAGAGAAGCAAUCUUCAAAAGAUGAAACUAAACGCUGAAAUUGAUGCUUCUUCAUCCUCCAACUGUCUGGAAAUGCUGGACUUUGUUGUAUGUUUGUGCUCCACUUAAAACUGCGGCCUCCUUUGAAUGGUCUUUGCCUCUUGUGGAUGUUUUGAUUGAAGGGGCUUUUUUUGUUUUACUCAAUGACACCUGAGAGGUACAGUGUUUGAUUCCACACAUGACAAAUAAAGUUAUAAAAAAGGGCGACAUGUGUCUUAAAAAUGUUCAAUUGUGAAAAGAAGCGUUGAGUUGUGCCAAGUCAUUUCUGGUUUUGUUUCUGUGUCCUUUUGUUUCUUUUUUUAGUCUGCUCCUCCUUUAUCACUUUCACAUCUCUUGCCUCCCUAAAUGUUUUUAAGUGAGCAGUUUUUCAUUUUAAUUUGGAAUUUAACCGAAGUGUCACAUUACAUGUUUU